This is a messenger RNA of Acanthosepion pharaonis, 1428 nucleotides long. NCBI's taxonomy places the organism in Eukaryota, Metazoa, Mollusca, Cephalopoda, Sepiida, Sepiidae. The record is from the annotation of a GenBank genome assembly.
AUGGAUGAAGAUGAUGUCACAGUUCCAUUCCUCCAACAGGAAAGCAUCAACAAUGCUUCUGCAAGUAGUGGCUCUGAUGAGCCCCACUCUGGCAGUUGUGCCUCUCCUGAACCUACAGAUAGGAUCCGUAUCUACAAAAGCAGGUGGUAUAUUCUUCUCACCUUCAGUUUGCUCUCCCUUGCCCAGGCUGCCAUCUGGAACACAUGGGGCCCACUUGCCCAGUCAGGAUAUGAUAUAUUUGGAUGGCAGAAUAAAGACAUUGCUUUGUUGACAAACUGGGGACCAAUUAGUUACAUUGUUGCUGAUAUUCCUUUCUCUUGGAUGAUGGAUGUUAAAGGUUGUCGUUUAGCCUGUGUGAUUACAGCAUUUUUUUGUUUCGCCGGAACUGGAUUGCGAUGCAUUACACUAAAAAAGCCCUAUUCGACAUGGUUAAUCAACAUAGGUCAGGCUAUCAAUGGUGCAGCUGGUCCUGUUGUUAUGGCAGCACCUCCAGUUCUCUCUUCAAUUUGGUUUCCAUCACAUCAGCGAUUCACGGCCACAGCUAUCACCAGUUUGGCUGCUGUUUUUGGUUCUACCAUAAGUCCUCUCAUAGGUCCUUUAAUAGUACAAACCAAUACGACUAAUAUCUCAACAAGUGUUAUUAAACCACAAGUCAUUGUUUCAAUUGAAGAAGAGAAAUCUGAAAUGAAUGCUUUACUCCGCUUAGAGUUUAUCUUUUGUGCAGUUGUUUUCAUUAUGGUACUGGUAUACUUUCCUGAUAAACCACCAAGUCCACCCAGUGCAUCAGCUGCAGCUCCAAGGCUGGAGUUUAAGAAUGGUUUUUUUAGACUCAUCAAGAAUCAAAGAUUUUGGUUAGUUUGUUUGGUUUAUGGUGUGGUCAGUGGUAUUACAAAUGGUUGGCUAAGUGUUCUUUACAUCAACUUAAAGCCACUUAAUAUUUCUCAGUAUGAUGCUGGGAUGAUGAUAUUUUAUGGUGGCUGCUUUGGUUGUUUGGGAGCUUUUGCUGUUGCAAGGUUGACUGAUGUUCUUGCCAAUCACAUGCGAAAAUUCAUUUUAGCAUUGAAUUCACUUUCUGUCUUCAGUCUGAUUUGGUUCCAGUUAAUAUUCAUGGAAUUUCUUCACGUAGAUUUAGUAUCAGUUUAUGCUUCUGUUGUGAUAAGCUUAACACUGUUAAUGUCUGGGAUUCCAUUGCUAUUUGAAUUGUCAUGUGAAGUUGCAUUCCCAGUUGCAGAAGGCAUCACAAAUGGUAUUCUUACUAUGGCCAGCAAUAUUGCCACCCUUCUUUUCCUUGGAAUUCUCAUGAUUCCUAACAUUAGUACAUCUUGGAUGAAUUGGGUAAUGUUGGUUUCAGACUGUAUCACAAUACCAGCUCUUCUUACUCUAAAAGAUGAUUUUUCACGACUACAGCUUGAUAAUGUAGAAAUAUAG